AUGUUUAGUAACAGCACAGAGGUUUCACAAAAUUAUUCUAUUCAGAUAAAGGAAGAUGACAAGUUCUUCUCCAGGCUUCUGUCCAAAGAGACCUCCAUGGCUAACCCUUCUUUCAGAGUCUAUUAUGGAGGCGUUGCUGUUGCAGUUCCAUUUUUGUGGGAGUCUCAACCAGGCACACCCAAAUGUAACAAAUUCGGUGAAAAAGCUCUCCCUCCUCUCACACCUCCUCCUUCUUAUUAUACUUCUAGCCCAAAUAUUGAACAAAAACCCAUCAAGAAACGCCGCUUCAGAUCCCUUAGUCUCUUGCAUAUCUUCUUCCCCAAGAUGAAUCAUAAGAAAACAACCAAUAAUGUAUCAUUUUCAUCCUCUUCAUGCUCGUCUUCAUCAACUUUCUCAAUGGUGGUUCCUAUAACUAGUCCUCUAAGAAAACAUCGCCAUGCGAGGAGCAAGUUUUCAAGUAGAGGAUCAUCGUUUGAUUCAAGAAUUAUAGAAGAUGAAGAACCAGCUUUUGGAUCACCAACUUCACCCCUAAGCUUUAAGCUUCGAGGAUGCUAUGGAAUUGUGAGGUGA
Molecule: messenger RNA, 570 nt
Organism: Mangifera indica (mango)
Lineage: Eukaryota; Viridiplantae; Streptophyta; Magnoliopsida; Sapindales; Anacardiaceae
Exons: 1
Coding region: 1-570 (189 amino acids)
Source: RefSeq, a predicted model, not a curated record